Alternaria incomplexa is the source of this 1023-nucleotide messenger RNA. RefSeq lists its product as uncharacterized. NCBI's taxonomy places the organism in Eukaryota, Fungi, Ascomycota, Dothideomycetes, Pleosporales, Pleosporaceae. The transcript is spliced from 2 exons. The coding region runs from base 1 to 1023 and encodes 340 amino acids. The record is from RefSeq and is a predicted model, not a curated record.
AUGUCUCGUCUCGAUGUCGCCCUCAAGGACAUGCCGGGAGUCACGACUCUGGACAAGGUGAACACUCUUAUGAGCAAGCUCGCUGCCGCCAAGGAACUGCUGGGGGGCUUGGAGCCAGACGUACUACUACAAGCUCGCAGCAAAGUCGAUGAACCCGACCGCGAGCUAUACAAGAGCCCAGCCCUGCUAAAGGCUUACGAGCAGAUCUCCAAGAACACACAUGGUACGUUGACCAGAUCAAAGAAGAUACAAACUCUAAUGUCUACAACAGACGCACCCGAGGAUGAGUUCGAGGCUGCGAUGAUGGCUGCGUUUGGGGCUGUCGAGAAAUCUGAGACAUCCCAAGAGGGUACACAUCCACAGGAGCCACCUCUUCAAGACACCCAUCGUAUCAUGCAGCCGCCACGAGUCCGACCUCACGAGAACACCGGCCGCCAGUCCAACCCCGCAGAACAGGAAGCCUCCUCGGAAACCCCUACUCCUGAGUCCAUUCCUCGUCCCAAGCAGAUACCCAGAUGGACAGCAAGAUGCUCGAAGGAAGAGAGGCACAACCUUAGCCCCGCUGAUAAUCUCCCUUGUCCUCGCAAAGCGUGUAACUUCCUCCACGACGACCAACAUGCGUACAUGAUCGAGGGCCUGUAUCAAAAGGAUGUGAGCACCGGAAAGAUCCAAGCAUGGGAUCUGAAACCAUAUACCAGCCGCGCCGGGCACAACAUGGGCUUAGAGAAGGUGGGCAAGAACGACCGGAACUUCGAUGGAUUCCUCAAGAAGUUGAAGAAUAAGGACAAGGCAAGCGAGACGAAGGCCAAGGAAGAUUACGCUCAAAAGAAGAAGAAGAAGUCUGCUCUGGAGGUCAAGGCUGCUCCUGAGACUGCACACAAGUCCACCAAGGCUGCCACGGACGCUGAGGCUACUGCCAAGGCACCGCCCAAGAAGCGUAAGGUCGCGGCUACCACGGGAGGGGCGAAGGGAACUGCGGAGCAACCAGCGAAGAAGAGCAAAGGUGGCGAGGCUGACCGCUAG